Amphiprion ocellaris (clown anemonefish) is the source of this 1736-nucleotide messenger RNA. It is a transcript of the gene xaf1, whose product is annotated as XIAP associated factor 1. The record is from RefSeq and is a predicted model, not a curated record. Gene Ontology annotation, molecular function: zinc ion binding. Bases 8 to 904 code for a protein of 298 amino acids. NCBI's taxonomy places the organism in Eukaryota, Metazoa, Chordata, Actinopteri, Pomacentridae. The transcript is spliced from 7 exons.
GGAACUCAUGAUUUCACUUUCUAUUUUGCUGAACCGAAUCGAAGAAGUCGAGACAUUUCAGAUUAAUCUUCUCCUCUCAGUGGAUCAUUUUGUAAAAAUAUUUCUCUCCAUGGACAGCAAGGAGGCAACACGCAUCUGCGGCCAGUGUCACAAGGAGGUUGCAGAGGCCAACUUCGCUCUGCAUGAAACACACUGCAGCCGUUUCCUGUGUCUCUGUCCUGACUGUAAUGAAGCCGUUCCCAGAGACCAGCUGGCCGAACACAAGGAGGAGCAACACUCUCUGGUGAGAUGCACCAAAUGUAGCAAGAAGAUGGAGCGUUGUCAGCUAGCAGACCAUGAGGCUGAUGAGUGUGAGGAGCGUCUGCAGAGCUGUGUGUUCUGUGAGCUGGAGUUAGCGUGGAAGGAGCUGGACCAGCACUGUCUGGCCUGUGGGAGUCGCACCGAGCUCUGCAGGGACUGCGGCCGCUACGUCAAACUGAGGGACCAACCUGAGCACGAGAUGACCUGCUCAGCCACCGACAACAACUCAAGUCCUCCUCUGACUAACAGCAGCGCUCCCAGUACAACAGAAAUAGAAACAGUGAGCUGCAGCAGAUGUAUGGGAUCGUUUCCAGCUGAGGAUCUAGAAGAACAUCAGCUGAAGUGUGCUGGAGCCACCAGGUUGGAUGAUGAGGAGGACAGUGAGGAUGAUGAGGAUGAAGGUGAUGUUUGGGGGCAGGGAGCCACUGCUCAGCUAAGCAGCACCUUUCAGGCACGUCUGUCAGACAGACUCAGUGAAGCUCGCUGGGAUAAUGCAGCUGACCCUCACCAGAUCAGCACCUGCCCACACUGUCAUCUGGCCCUGCCCCUCAUCACUCUGCGCUGGCAUGAGGCAAAGUGCCAAAUUCACAUCCUCUUGAAAUAGAGAGAGACAACUGGUCAGGAUGGAUAAGCUGCCUCAGAGGGUUUUGAUUCAUAUUAGAGAGCAUUUGGGCUGUUGGAAUGGAAUUUGAGCUGCUACAGACCUUUGGGACACUUUCUCAUGUUUGUCUGAGUGUUUACAUUUAGUUUUAUUCACAUUUAGUUUUGGUUCUUGUAUGAAUUUGUGCUUCCACAAAGAAAAUACUAGUUUAGAAAGUAAACUUGACACUCCUGAUAUCUUUGCAAGGUACAAUCUGUUAACUAAAAGCACAGCUACUAAACUGUAAAGCAGCAGAAUAGUCAGUUUUCUUGUCACAAUAAAGUGCGUUGGGUGGAUGGUCUUUUCUGAAAAACUCCAGAUGAAGAAGCGUGUGAUGGGAUGUACAUGUAACAACAUGCUGAGUUCUGUUCUCAUGAGAAUAUAAUGUUUGCCUUGCUGAUUUGUCGUUACUGUGUGCUCACACUGCUGUCCUCUCUGCCAUGUUGAAUCUUCUUGGACACUUAGUUUGUCACAGUUUUAUGGCUUGCAUAGUUUGUUAGCAGCCCUCAAUGGACACUGACCUAUGUUUUGUUUGUUUGGCAUAAUUAACACAACACCCAUCCUUACAAAUUAAAAUAGACAAAGACCUGUCUGAAUCUCAGAUAUUCUUUCAUGUUUUAGAUUUUUUUUAUCUAAAAAAACCCCAUGUUAUUAAAGCUUGUGUUUAUGUGUUAACAUAUCCAUACAGUGUUUUCUAUGUAUGCUGGAAGACGUAUCAUCAGAGAAAAACAUAGUCGGCACUGUGGCUGAUCAUUUCCUCCUUGAAACUGCAGCAUAUUAAAGUCUCAAAAACAGA